GGAUAUAAUCGGGACAGUGUAGCAGUGCAAGUAGCAGGAUGGAUGGUCUAGGAGGUGGAAUACAGCUGGGGACAUGGGCGGUGGAUGAAACGCUCAGUGAUGCUGGGCAUUACGUCGAAGACGGCCUACACAGUGAUGGCAAUGCCAGUUUUCUCCGGGCUGCAAGAGCAGGAAACCUGGAUAAGGUUUUGGAAUACUUGAAAGGGAGUACGGAUAUAAACACAAGUAACGCAGAACGAUAUGAAGAGAUUACUCAGUUAAUCAAUGGUGUUUUCAAUAAGAAUGGACUGAAUGCACUCCACCUAGCUUCUAAGGAAGGACAUGUACAUGUUGUAACAGAAUUAUUGAAACGAGGAGCCAAUGUUGAUGCCGCUACCAAGAAAGGAAACACCGCCCUGCACAUCGCCUCUUUGGCUGGGCAGUCGGAAGUUGCCAAGACACUGAUCAAGUUCGGAGCCAAGGUCAAUGCUCAGUCACAGACCGGGUUCACCCCUUUGUACAUGGCAGCACAGGAGAACCAUGCUGAUGUGGUCAAGUUUUUACUGGCACAUGGGGCAAGCCAGAGCUUAGCCACAGAGGAUGGAUUCACUCCUCUUGCUGUCGCACUACAACAGGGCCACGAGAAGGUCGUUGCCGUUCUACUGGAGAAUGACACUCGUGGGAAGGUCAGGCUACCGGCACUUCACAUUGCUGCCAAGAAGGAUGACAUCAAAGCAGCGGCACUGCUCCUACAGAAUGAACACAAUGCCGACGUAACAUCUAAGAGUGGGAGCUUAGUUAAUGACACGACCAAGAGUGGAUUUACUCCACUUCACAUCGCUGCCCACUACGGAAACGUCAACGUAGCCACCCUACUGAUCGAGAAGAAUGCAGAUCCAAACUUCCGCGCCAGGCCUGAUAGGAAUGGCAACGGUAUCUGCCCGAUGCACGUUGCUUCAAAGUGGGGCAAGAUCAACAUGGUCAAUCUGUUGAUUGAUAAUAACGCCCUCAUUGACGUCAGGACGAGGGAUGGUUUGACGCCCCUCCACUGUGGAUCUAGGAGUGGCCAUGAGAACUGUGUUGACAUUCUACUCGAGCGUGGGGCACCGAUCGCCUCAAAGACAAGGAAUGGCCUCACCCCGCUGCACAUGGCUGCCCAAGGAGACCACGUAGACUGCGCACGUCUGCUUCUCCUGAAGAAGUCACCAGUAGAUGAAGUGACCGUAGAUUUCUUGACCCCGCUUCACGUCGCCGCUCACUGUGGAAACGUCAGGAUUGCCAAGUUGUUGUUGGACUGGAAGUGUGAGCCUAAUGCAAGGGCUCUGAAUGGCUUCACCCCGCUGCACAUAGCGUGUAAGAAGAACAGGAUCAAGGUGGUGGAACUCCUAUUGAAGUAUGGUGCAUCCAUUGAGGCCACCACAGAGUCUGGCCUCACUCCAUUGCAUGUCGCCUCCUUCAUGGGCCACAUGAACAUCGCCAUCAGCUUGAUCCAACAUGGUGCCAACCCAGACUUCCAGACAGUCCGCGGAGAGACGGCGCUCCAUCUUGCUGCCCGUGCGAACCAGACCGACAUCAUCAGGAUAUUGCUGAGGAACAAUGCCCAGGUUGAUGCUAAAGCUAGGGAACAACAAACCCCACUUCACAUCGCCGCACGCCUUGGCAAUGUCGACAACGUGAUGUUGUUGCUGCAGCACGGAGCCUCCCCCAAUGCUACCACCAAAGACUUGUACACACCACUUCACAUUGCCGCCAAGGAGGGACAGGAGGAGGUUGCCACUGUCCUGUUGGAGCAUGGUGCGUCACUCGACCUCACCACUAAGAAAGGAUUCACACCCCUGCACAUCGCCUGCAAGUAUGGCAACAUCAAGGUCGUACGUCUCCUCCUCCAAAAGGAGGCCAAUGCCAACGUACAAGGCAAGAACGGCCUGACCCCACUUCACGUGGCCACUCACUACAACCACGUGAACGUGGCACUACUCUUGAUGAACAAGGGCGCCUCACCCCACUGCACCGCAAAGAAUGGCUACACGCCCCUGCACAUCGCUGCCAAGAAGAACCAGAUGGACAUUGCUACGACUCUCCUAGAAUAUGGGGCCAAACCUGAUGCAGAAUCAAAGAAUGGAUUCGCGCCACUCCAUCUUGCAGCACAAGAAGGACACACUGAGAUGGUGGCAUUGCUCCUCGAGCAUAAGGCCAACCCCAACAUCCCGGCCAAGAACGCCUUGACCCCAAUGCACUUGGCCGCCCAAGAAGACCGAGUGCCCGUAGCGGAGGUGCUGGUUAAACACUCAUCCGACAUUGACAAACAGACCAAAGCUGGUUACACCCCGCUGCACACCGCCGGUCACUUUGGACAGCAGAACAUGGUCAGGUUUUUGUUGGAACAUGGCAGUAACGUCAACGCCACAACAAAGAUGGGCUACACCCCACUCCACCAAGCUGCUCAGCAAGGACACGUUCAGGUCUGCAAGCUGCUUCUCAAGAACGGUGCCUCACCGAACGCCAUUUCAAACAAUGGCCAGACGGCUCUCUCGAUCGCCCAGCAACUUAACUACAUCUCCGUGGUCGAGAUCCUGAAGGGCAUCACAGAGGUCACCGCGACGAUGACCCCUGGCGAGGAGAAAUACAAGGUUGUCUCGCCCGAGAUCAUGCAGGAAACGUUCAUGACGGAUUCGGAAGAUGAAGGAGAUGAUUCCUUUUUUGAUACCUCCUUCUCGGACACUAGCGCCACCAUCGACCGCCUUUCGAGACGACAUCAUCACAAGUAUGGCGAGAAUCCCGAUAGCAGCAUUGAGAUGGAAGAUGGGCCUUCCCAUACCCGACGUCUUGUCAGCACCUCCAGCGAUCAAGUAUUUUCAGAAGAUGGUCCACAAAUGCGACCACACAAAAGGAGGAAGAAACGUCUGGACACCUCUGAUGACUUUUCACGGAUGAUGAGCAAGUCAACAGAAGAGAUCGAGCGAGAGAUGGACUACGGAGCUGGGCGUAUGUUGAGUACUUCAUCGACCUUUGGCCGCGACACCCUUGGCCCCAGCAGAGAUACCCUGCAGAGUGGAAUCAGUAGUACUGGUGAUGAUUUCAUGCCUACGUCACCAUUAUUUGGCCGGCCUAUCUCCGAGCAGCAUGUCUACCUCCCUUAUUACGAGGGGAUUAAGAUGCAGUCGCGUGAAGACACAAUUCUCGGCGAUCAGUCAUAUUAUCUCCAAGAUAAUGAGAUGAAAUACAUGCACGAUGAUUCCAUCGUCUCCCAACAGACGCACCAAUUAGAUGAGUUCAACACAUCGGUGCCCUCGAUGGGCUACGAAGAGACGCAGUUCCACUUCGGCAAGGCUGACCAACAUGUGGAUACAAAGGCACCGAAAGCGCAAGCGACUAUGGACGGCUCCUUCGAACGACCUGUCGUCUCCGCCACUAUGCAAUCUGGCCUUGAGAGCCAGGCACCGAUGAACGGCUUGCUUGAAGAGCCCGUUACACGUGCAAAUCAAUCUGGGCUCCAGAGCCAGCCGAAUGCCCAGUUUUACGGCAGGGCUGAUCAGAAUGUGGAUACAAUGGCGCCCAAUGCGCAAGUGACGAUGAGCAUGAACGGGUCGUUCGAACAGCCGCCCGCUACCUUGAACCUGCAGUCAGGCCAUGAGCACAUACCGUCGGCGUCAUUCACGGAUGAGCCACUAGUGGAAGAGAAAUUUGACCAAAUUGAAGCAAGCCAGGCCUACACCGCUUGGACACCAGCGAAUAUCGAGAUGCACCAGAAACAGCCAACUGCGGCCAUGCAGGAUGGACGAGAAAUGUCCUCAUACAGUGGCACCAAGUUCACUCCAUACGAACCUGACAACGUCCAGGUGGAAAGGAUUCCAGUCUUCUCAGGCAAACUGAAAUGGAAGAGUUUCCUGAUCAGCUUCAUGGUAGAUGCCCGCGGGGGUGCCAUGCGUGGAUGCCGCCACCAGGGGGUGCGCAUCAUCAUUCCACCAAGGAAGGCCUCCAUGCCGACCCGUGUCACGUGCCGCCUCGUCAAGAAAGAGAAGUUGCUACACCCACCACCAAUGAUGGAGGGAGAGGGACUGGCUAGCAGGCUGUUGGAGAUGGGACCUGUUGGAACCAAAUUCUUGGGACCUGUCAUCCUUGAAGUGCCACACUUUGCCUCAAUGCGUGGUAAAGAACGUGAGGUUCUGAUCAUGCGUAGCGACGACGGCGAGAAUUGGCGUGAACAUCCCAUCGAGGCCACCGAAGAAGCUGUGCAUGAAGCGCUUGGAGGUAGCUUUGAAGCUUUGGACAUUGAAAGUGCCUUUGAAAAGACGGAUCUUGAAUCUGCAGAAGACCUGUACCAUAAGCGCAUCACCCGCAUCCUGACCACUGAUUUUCCACAAUACUUUGCCCUCGUCACACGCAUCCGUGAAGAGAACAACAACAUUGGAUACGAGGGCGGUAUGAUCAGUUCCACUGUCGUACCACAGGUUCAGGCUGUCUUCCCAGAGGGCGCUCUCACCAAGAAGAUCAAGGUUGGGCUACAGGCCCAACCUGUACCACCAGAUCAGGUAGCAAAACUCCUUGGCAACCGAGUUGCGGUGAGUCCCAUCGUCACCGUUGAGCCACGUAGGCGCAAAUUCCACAAGCCGAUCACUCUGACCAUUCCGCUGCCAAAGGCCUCUCAAAAGGGCAUGAUCAACCAAUAUGGCAGCGAUGCACCUACGCUCCGCCUACUCUGCAGUAUCACUGGCCCUAGAAAGCUCCACAAGCAACGAGAAGUUCCAGGAGAUGUCCCCAGUCGACCUGGUGGGCCCGCUCCAGCGCAAUGGGAGGAUGUGACAGGAACAACACCACUCGCGUUCGUCGAUGACUGUGUCUCUUUUACUACAGCCGUAUCUGCCAGGUUCUGGUUGAUGGAUUGUCAAAAUAUCAACGACUCAGCAAAAAUGGCAACAGAGCUCUACAGGGAGGCCAUCUGUGUCCCGUACAUGUCCAAGUUUGUUGUGUUUACAAAACGCCACGACCCUCAAGAGGCAAAGUUACGCUGCUUCUGUAUGACGGACGAUAAGAUGGAAAAAACCCUGGAGAGUCAGGAACAUUAUACAAAAGUUGCAGAGAGCAAGGAUGUGGAGGUUUUGGAUGGCAAGACCAACUGGAUAGAGAUGGCAGGCAACCUGGUACCCGUGACCAAGUCUGGCGAUCAGCUUCACUUCCCCUUCCAUGCAUUUAGAGAAAAUCGCGUUCCAUUUACGGUCAGGGUCCGAGAUACAAAUGCGGAGCCGACAGCGAGAGUUGCGUUUAUGAAAGAUCCAAAAACAGCACGUGGGGAGGCACCACAGACACCUGUGUGCAGCUUAAAUAUCAAAUUGCCAGAUUAUGUGAAGAUGGAAGGUGGCUCCAUGGAAACUUUAGAUUCAGAGGCAGCAUUAGAACUUCGAAAGAAAUAUUCCUUCUUAACGGGGGAUGAGACAACCAACACAGAAACUAUGGCAAAAAUGGAUUUGAGGUUAAGUGAAAUCGCGUCCACUCUUCAGGGAGAUUGGGUCAUCCUCGCCAAAAGACUUGGAAUAUCCGACGAAGAAAUAAAAGGCAUAAAAAAUCAGUAUAAUACGUUGAGUGACCAGUGUCUGGCCAUGUUACUCCUUUGGCGACAGCGGUAUGGAGACGAGGCCACAGCGAACGUCCUAGAAAAAGCUCUGCGCGAUAUCAACAGGGAAGAUGUGAUUAGAAAAUGUAUAUAUAAUGUCGAGUCGAUCGACGACGACUUGGAAAAAGCUUUCGCAAAAACACAGAUGGAUACGUCAGGUUUUGAUGCCUUAAAAGAAGAAUUAGGUCCUUCCAGGGAAUCAACAAUAGAACGAGGCAUGUCGUUAGAUGUACAGUUUGAUGAAAAAGAUUUGAUGAAGGAGUCCGAAUCAGCUGGAGAGGAGAGCACAAGUUCACGGGGGUCCGUUGUCGAAAAUAAAGAUUUCACCAAAGAUGAGGAUGAGGUAACAGAGACAUUUAGAGAACCUGUGAAGGAAAAAUCCGAUGAGGAAAAACUCAAAGAGGAGGAGGAAAAAGAGGAAGCGUAUCGUCAGUUGAUCGAGAAACUUGAAUUGUUUGACGGGAAUGAAUCUGAUGACUACCAUCCUCAUGAAUCAGCAGAUGAUGUUGCUGAGGAUGAACUAACAGAAACAAAGAAAACAGAGGAGGUUGAGGACCUGAUUACAAAAUUACAGUCAUUUGAACAGCAGAGUAUGGAUGACCGUAUGUCAGUGUCGAGUGAGGAACAUGACCAAGAUGAUGAUGCUACCAAGACGCCGCCAUCAACGCCCACAAAUACUGACAAAGAUGGCAAAAAAGGCCAAAAGAAAGAGGAGGUCGAGGAAAAUGAAUACGUGACGGAAACAGAGGAAUGGGACGGUGAUAAAUAUGUCAAAAGGAAACGAAUUACUAAAACCAAACUAGUCAAAGUUUCUCAAGUUCCUACCAAUGUUGAUGAGGUGGCUGCACGUCUAGCUGACACAGAACAGUGGCAGUCACAAGAUGACAUCAUCGCCCCAGAAACUCAGAUGUCUACAGAGUCUGCGCCUUGCUUCGCACAAGAAGUUCCUGGAGAUAUCACCCUUGACCUCGAGCCAGCCAAGCCAAGAUCAAGAACACCCUCCUCCUCUUCCUCCUCCAAAGCGGAAGCUGAUAUGGAACAAGAUGAGGAAUCUGCAACACCUCUUGAAAGCCCGGUGGAAGAUGUUGAAGAAGUUGAAGAAACUCUGCCUGAUGGAACUGUCAUUAUCAAACGCAUUGUAACCAAGGGCAAGUCUGUCACUACAUACACCAGUGUGGUCUCAGAGCCUAAGCCUGCACCAGUACCAGAGCCUGUUGAACCAGUUGAUUUUCACAAGCCUGAAGAUGAAGGUGACUUUGAAGAAGAAGUCCUUCCUGACGGCACCAGAAUCCGCAAGCGUAUCAUCAGAACCAAGACCACAAAGACGAUCUACAUCACCAAGACAACCACUGAUGGUCGAGAGUAUGAAGAAACCGAAGAGAGACCACUUUCUAGAGAUUCGUCAAGAUCUGCUUCGCCAGCGGGAGACAGGCCAAGCACAACUCUUGAUGAACCUUUCAAUCAACCUGAAGAAAGAGAGGGUGAACUACCUGAAUCGACACAAGUUAUGGAAGAAACCCUGGAUGAUGGCACCUUAGUCACUACUAAGAUAUCCAAGUUUGAAACAACAAAGGUCACCCACGUUCAUCGACGAUCGAUCACGGGGGAGGUGGAGGAGGACAUCUGUGAAGGGCCUCGAUCGGAACCGGAAUCUGAGGAGGAGGAGGAAGGUAGACCAACAGAUCGAAAAACUUCUCAUUCUUCUUCUUCAGAGCCUGAAAGAAUAGAAGAUGAGGUUGAAAGGCCACAAGAAUCAUCACAGAUCUAUAGUGAACCACCUUUGGAAGAUUUUGGAUCCCAGGAACUUAUUGAUGAAAGCAUCAAGGUCCAUACUGAAGUCGUGAAAGGGGAACCAGAAACAGAAACGGAUGUGCAAGAGUUUGAGGAAACCCUACCUGAUGGUACCAUUGUCAAACGCAGGGUCACCAAGACUCGCACCACACAGGAUGUUACGACUCGUAUCACUGCUGAAGGUUAUGGAAUUGAAGAUGCAGAAAUUCCUGGUCUGUCACAAGAAGAGUUAGAAAAUGGUGAAACUAUUGAAGGUGAACCGGAUACUGAUACAGCAGUUGAGGAGUACGAGGAGAUGCUUCCUGAUGGUACUUUCCUAAAACGCAAGGUGAUCAAAACCCGCACAACACAAAGCAUCACGACCAAGACAGUUUCUGAUGAGAUCACUGAAGACGCCCAAGUCAGUUUUGAAGAUGAAAGCCCCGGUACCCCCGUCAUCACGAUCACUGAGGAUCAUUCCCUCCCAUGCCAGGAGGACGAUGAUCAUUUAAAAUAUUUUGGAAUAGAGCAGACUAAAGACCAAGGACAGCAGUCUACGGAGCUCGCGGAGGAAGAAGACGAAGAACCUGAACCUAUGGUGAUUGAAGAGAAGAGAAAAAGUGUCACAGAAAUUGUGACCAUAUUUGAAGACAUCGCUAAGCGAGAGUCUGAGGACUCUGAGACUAUCAUUACCAAAGAUGACAGUAUUUUGGAGGAGGGCGAAGAAAAGAUAAAGCUUGAUGAAGCAACAACUGAAAAAGUUUCAAAAGUAGAAAGUCCUCCCUUGGAGUCGGUUGAAACGGCCCCAAGUGAGGACACAACUAUCUCUGCUGCUUCACAGGUCACGGUGCAACCCGAAAUUGAGGAAAAACAAGCUUCCCCAGUUGAGGCUCAACCAUUUAGUGUGACUGAAAAACAGGAGGAGAUAAUUGAGGAAGUGAUCAUAGUGACCUCUUCUGAAGUGUCUGAGUCUGCACCUCAGAUAAUGCUGGAAGAACAAACAGAUGAGGAAAUGUCUGCUCCUAAACCUGACACCACUGCUCGUCAAGGAGGUUUGGAUCUUCCUGAUUACCACAUCACCAUUACUGCUGCCACUCCAGAACCACCAGGUUCAGAAGAAGAAGACUUGUCAAAGGGAGACGACCUACCAAAGGAAGAGAUGGAGGAGGACGGUGUUGAGGAACAGCCAGUGGAGAUUGCAAGCCCUGAAAAGGAAGCCGUAGAAGGUGAUGACUUAUUUGGCAGUGAUGAUGAAAUGGCAGAAAUAGAUGAUGAAACAGCAAAGAAGUUCCGUGAUGUAAGGCUUCAUAUUGCCAUGACUGCGCCAUCAGCCUCAUUAGAAUGUCACGACCGAUCACGUACCCCAAGUGAUAUCUCUGACACUGAACAUUUACAAACUGAUGACCUUCCAACUGAGCCUGAGGAUAGGCCAUUAUCCCCUAGUGAAUACACUAUAGACCCUGAGGCAGACACUGAGCAAGAAAUAGCCCAGCUAGAGCAUGAACCAGAAGGAAGGAUAUCUGCUGACACCUCAGAACAGAUCUUCAUUGAACAGAGUAUAGAGGCACAGCGACAUUCAACUAGCAGCUCACCUGUGAUUGAAGACCAGGAACGACCUCCAUCACCCUCUACUAUGACAUUAGUGGUUGAGAAAGAAGAAGAUGGGACUGUGGAAACACCAGAAAAGGAACCUAUUCCCGAGCCUGAACAUCUGCCCGAACCGGUGGAACCUCUUGAAGAUGGGGAUAUUAGUAAUGAUGUUAGUGUAGUUAUAUUACAUGGGGCACCCAAUGAUGUUUUGAAAGAAAAGUAUGAAGCUGAUUCUGAGGAAGAUCUGCUUGAGCAGGAAUCUUUUGACCAAGACAUGACUGAGAAAGUUGAUGAGGAGCCGGAAACUGAUGAAAAAGACUUGUAUGAAAAGGAAUCUGAGGUUCCUGACGAAUCUCAUGUAAUUGAAAAAGCUGAAAUAGAAAGCCCUGAGGAGGUGAUAGAGCCAGCAGCGAUGGAUGAAGUUGAGAAAACCUGGUCUGAUGAAAAGUUUGAUGAGCCACAGGGUUUUGAGGAGCUACAUGUAGAGCCUGAAAGGCCAGGGCUAUCAAUUGAGGAACCACAGGUAGUUGGGGAGCCUAAGUCUGAAAAGCCAGAAGAACCAAUUGAGGAACCACAGGCAAUUGAUGAGCUAGAGUUUGAAAAGCCAGAAGAGCCUAUUCAAGAACCACAGACAAUUGAGGACAUAGAAUCAUCAAAGCCAGAUGAUUUAUUUGAGGAGCCCCAUGCUACUGCAGAACUAGAAUCCACAAAACCAGAGGAACCAAUUGAGGAACCGCAGACAAUUGAGUUGCUUCAACCUGCAGAGCAAGAAGAACCAGUUGAGGAACAACAGACAAUUGAGGAGCUUAAAUCUGAAGAGCCAGAAGAACAAAUUGAGGAACCACAGGCAGUCAUGGAGCUUAAAUGUGAAAAACCAGAAGAACCAAUUGAAGAACAGCAAGCUACGGAGGACCUGAAAGCCGAAAAGCCAGAAGAACCAAUAGAGGAACCUAAAACUAUUACUGAGUUAGAAUCUGAAAAGCAUGAAGCACCAAUUAAGGAAGCCAAAAUUAUCAUAGAACCUGAAUUUGAAAAGCCAGAGGAGUCAAUUGAUGAACCAGAAUCAGAAAUAGUUCACGAAGCAGAGUCUGAACCUUCUGUUGAGGCAACUCUUGAGAAAAAGGAAAUUGUGGACGAACCAGAGUCAGAACCUGUGGUUGAGGAAACACCAGAGGAAAAAGAGGUUAUAGAGGAAGUAGAGUCUGCACCAGUGAUUGAGGAAACACCUGAGGAGAAAGAAAUUGUAGAGGAACCAGAGUCCAAACCUGUGGUUGAAGAAACCCCAGCGGGGAUAAUUAUUGUUGAGGAACCAGAUUCAGAACCUGUGGUUGAAGAAACACCAGAGGAGAAAGCAGUGGUUGAAGAGCCAGAGUCUGCACCUUCACUUGAGGAAACACCAGAAGAGAAAGAGGUUAUAGAAGAAGUGGAGUCUGCACCAGUGAUUGAGGAAACACCAGAGAAGAAAGAAAUUGUAGAGGAACCAGAGUCCAAACCUGUGGUUGAAGAAACCCCAGCGGGGAUAAUUAUUGUUGAGGAACCAGAGUCAGAACCUGUGGUUGAAGAAACACCAGAGGAGAAAGAUAUGGUUGAAGAGCCAGAGUCUGCACCUUCACUUGAGGAAACACCAGAAGAGAAAGAGGUUAUAGAGGAAGUAGAGUCUGCAGCAGUGAUUGCGGAAACACCAGAGGAGAAAGAAAUUGUAGAGGAACAAGAGUCCAAACCUGUGGUUGAAGAAACCCCAGCAGGGAUAAUUAUUGUAGAGGAACCAGAGUCUGCACCUGUGGUUGAAGAAACACCGGAGGAGAAAGAAAUUGUAGACGAACCAGAGUUUGCACCUGUGGUUGAAGAAACACCGGAGGAGAAAGAAAUUGUAGACAAACCAGAGUCUGAACCUGUGGUUGAAGAAACACCGGAGGUGAAAGAAAUUGUAGAUGAACCAGAGUCUGAACCUGUGGUUGAAGAAACACCAGAGGAGAAAGAAAUUAUAGAGGAUACACAGUCAGAACCUGAGAUUGAAACCAAAGAAGAGAAAGAAAUUGUGGAGGAACCAGAGUCAGAACCUGUGGUUGAAGAAACACCUCAGGAGAAAGAAAUGGUUGAAGAGCCAGAGUCUGCACCUUCAGUUGAGGAAACACAAGAAGAGAAAGAGGUUAUAGAGGAAGUAGAGUCUGCACCAGUGAUUGAGGAAACACCAGAGAAGAAAGAAAUUGUAGAGGAACCAGAGUCCAAACCUGUGGUUGAAGAAACCCCAGUGGGGAUAAUUACUGUUGAGGAACCAGAGUCUGCACCUGUAGUUGAAGAAACACCGGAGGAGAAAGAAAUUGUAGAUGAACCAGAGUCUGAACCUGUGGUUGAAGAAACACCGGAGGAGAAAGAAAUUAUGGAGGAACCAGAGUCUGCACCAGUGAUUGAGGAAACACCAGAGAAGAAAGAAAUUGUAGAGGAACCAGAGUCCAAACCUGUGGUUGAAGAAACCCCAGCGGGGAUAAUUAUUGUUAAGGAACCAGAGUCUGCACCUGUAGUUGAAGAAACACCGGAAGAGAAAGAAAUUGUAGACGAACCAGAGUCUGAACCUGUGGUUGAAGAAACACCGGAGCAGAAAGAAAUUGUAGAUGAACCAGAGUCUGAACCUGUGGUUGAAGAAACACCAGAGGAGAAAGAAAUUAUGGAGCAAACACAGUCAGAACCUGAGACUGAAACCCAAGAAGAGAAAGAAAUUGUGGAGGAACCAGAGUCAGAACCUGUGGUUGAGGAAACACCUCAGGAGAAAGAAAUGGUUGAAGAGCCAGAGUCUGCACCUUCAGUUGAGGAAACACCAGAGGAGAAAGAGGUUGUAGAAGAAGUAGAGUAUACACCAGUGAUUGCGGAAACACCAGAGGAGAAAGAAAUUGUAGAGGAACCAGAGUCCAAACCUGUUGUUGAAGAAAUCCCAGCGGGGAUAAUUAUUGUUGAGGAACCAGAGUCUGCACCUGUAGUUGAAGAAACACUGGAGGAGAAAGAAAUUGUAGAGGAAACACAGUCAGAACCUGAGAUUGAAACCCAAGAAGAGAAAGAAAUUGUAGAGGAACCAGAGUCAGAAACUGUCCUUGAAGAAACACCCGAGGAGAAAGAAAUGGUUGAAGAGCCAGAGUCUGCACCUUCAGUUGAGGAAACACCAGAGGAGAAAGAGGUUAUAGAGGAAGUAGAGUCUGCACCAGUGAUUGAGGAAACACCUGAGGAGAAAGAAAUUGUGGAAAAACCAGAGUCAGAACCUGUGGUUGAGGAAACACCCGAGGAGAAAGAAAUUGUAGAGGAACCAGAGUUAGAACUUUUGGUCGAAGAAACACCCGAGGAGAAAAAAAUGGUUGAAGAGCCAGAGUCUGCACCUUCAGUUGAGGAAACACCAGAGGAGAAAGAGGUUAUAGAGGAAGUAGAGUCUGCACCAGUGAUUGAGGAAACACCUGAGGAGAAAGAAAUUUUGGAAAAACCAGAGUCAGAACCUGUGGUUGAGGAAACACCCGAGGAGAAAGAAAUUGUGGAGGAACCAGAGUCUGCACCAGUGAUUGCGGAAACACCAGAGGAGACAGAAAUUGUAGAGGAACCAGAGUUAGAACUUUUGGUCGAAGAAACACCCGAGGAGAAAAAAAUGGUUGAAGAGCCAGAGUCUGCACCUUCAGUUGAGGAAACACCAGAGGAGAAAGAGGUUAUAGAGGAAGUAGAGUCUGCACCAGUGAUUGAGGAAACACCUGAGGAGAAAGAAAUUUUGGAAAAACCAGAGUCAGAACCUGUGGUUGAGGAAACACCCGAGGAGAAAGAAAUUGUGGAGGAACCAGAGUCUGCACCAGUGAUUGCGGAAACACCAGAGGAGACAGAAAUUGUAGAGGAACCAGAGUUAGAACUUUUGGUCGAAGAAACACCCGAGGAGAAAAAAAUGGUUGAAGAGCCAGAGUCUGCACCUUCAGUUGAGGAAACACCAGAGGAGAAAGAGGUUAUAGAGGAAGUAGAGUCUGCACCAGUGAUUGCAGAAACACGAGAGGAGAAAGAAAUUUUAGAGGAACCAGAGUCAGAACCUGUGGUUGAGGAAACACCCGAGGAGAAAGAAAUUGUGGAGGAACCAGAGUCGGCACCAGUGAUUGCAGAAACACCAGAAGAGAAAGAAACUGUAGAGGAACCAGAGUCAGAACCUGUGGUUGAGGAAACACCCGAGGAGAAAGAAAUUGUGGAGGAACCAGAGUCAGAACCAGUGGUUGAGGAACCACCAGAGGAGAAAGAAGUUAUAGAGAAACCAGAUUCAGAACAUGUGGUUGAAGAAACACCAGAAGAGAAAGAAAUGGUUGAAGAGCCAGAGUCUGCACCUUCAGUUGAGGAAACACCAGAGGAGAAAGAGGUUAUAGAAGAAGUAGAGUAUGCACCAGUGAUUGCGGAAACACCAGAGGAGAAAGAAAUUGUAGAGGAACCAGAGUCCAAACCUGUGGUUGAAGAAACCCCAGCAGGGAUAAUUAUUGUUGAGGAACCAGAGUCUGCACCUGUAGUUGAAGAAACACCGGAGGAGCAAGGAAUUGUAGACGAACCAGAGUCUGAACAUAUGGUUGAAGAAACACCUGAGGAGAAAGAAAUUGUAGAGGAACCAGAGAUGGAACCUGUUGUUGAGGAAACACCAGAGGAGAAAGAAAUUGUGGAGGAAGCAGAAUCUGCCCUUGUAGUUUGGGAAACACCAGAUGAGAAAGAAAUGGUAGAAGAACCAGAGCCAGACGCUGUUGUUGAAGAAAAACCAGAGGAGAGAGAAAUGGUGGAAGAAACAGAGUCGGAACCUCAAGUUGAGGAAACCUCGGAGGAGAAAGAAAUUGAAGAGGAACCAGGGUCAGAACCAGUGGUUGAAGUAAUAACGGAGGAGAAAGAAAUUGUUGAGAAACCUGAGUCAGAAUUUGUGGUUGAGGAAACAAUGGAGGAGAAGGAAAUUGUGGAGGAACUAGAGUCAGAACCUGUAGUUGAUAAAACCCCUGAGGAGAAAGAAAUCGAAGAGGAACCAGAGUCAGAACCUGUGGUUGAGGAAACACCUGAGGAGAAAGAAAUUGUUGAAGAGCCAGAGGCUGCACCUUCAGUUGAGGAAACACCAGAGGAGAAAGAGGUUAUAGAGGAAGUAGAGUCUGCACCAAUGAUUGCAGAAACUCCAGAGGAGAAAGAAAUUGUAGAGGAACCAGAGUCAGAACCUGUGGUUGAGGAAACACCAGAGGAAAAAGAAAUUGUCGAAGAGCCAGAGUCUGCACCUUCAGUUGAGGAAACACCAGAAGAGAAAGAAAUUGUAGAGGAACCAGAGUCAGAACCUGGGAUUGAAGAAACACCCGAGGAGAAAGAAAUUGUUGAAGAGCCAGAGGCUGCACCUUCAGUUGAGGAAACACCAGAGGAGAAAGAGGUUAUAGAGGAAGUAGAGUCUGCACCAGUGAUUGCAGAAACACCAGAGGAGAAAGAAAUUUUAGAGGAACCAGAGUCAGAACCUGUGGUUGAGGAAACACCCGAGGAGAAAGAAAUUGUGGAGGAACCAGAGUCUGCACCAGUGAUUGCAGAAAUACCAGAGGAGAAAGAUAUUGUAGAGGAACCAAAGUCAGAACCUAUUGUUCAGGAAUCAGUAGAGGAGAAAGAAAUUGUUGUAGAGGCGGAACUUCUAGUUGAGGAAACACUAAAGGAGGAGAGUAAAGAAAUAUCUUAUCAAAAAGAGUACUCUUCGAGAUUAGUUGAAACAGUAAAUUUUUCCACUACCUUCAGGGAAGAGGUUGGCGAGCACACCUUUGAUGAUGUUGAACCUUUCAUAUUGAAUGAUGAAGUUGAAAGAGGGGAGAAAUUGACACAGAAAUCAGGUCCUGACCCCCUUGCUGAGGUUGAUGACCGUGAGUCACAAGUAAUUGGUAUUGAAGAAACUGACUCGGAACCUAUGAUUGAGGAAACACCAGGAGAUCAAGCAAUGAUUCAAGAACGGGAAACAAAAGCUGGAGUUGAGGAAACUCCAAAGGAGAAAGAACUUGUUGAAGAACCAAAGUCCGAACCAGUUAUGGAAGAGCAAAUUGUGGAGCAGAAGAAGCAAACUGAUAUUGUGUAUCAUAAAGAAGAAACGGUUAUGACCAAGUAUGCGUCUACAGUUGUUGAAACAGUUUCAUUUUCAACUACAUACGAGACUGAGGGAGGGGAUCAAAUAUUUGUGGAUGCUGAGACAAUUGAGGAGUUCAAGGGGGACGAGUGGGAACAUGACGCUGAGGAAACACCGAAAGAGCAAGAGAUUAUUCGUGAGCAGGAGAUAGCACCUAUCACUGAUGAAACACCAGAGAAAAAAGAAAGUGUGGAAGAACCAGAGUCGGUGCCUGUUGUUGAUGAAAUUCCGGAGAAGGAAGACAUUGCUGAAGAACCAGAGGCAGAACUGUUAGUUGAAGAACAAGAAGUUGUUGAAGAGGACAAUGAAAUAUUUGAGACACAGAAGUUGACCUCUGAAUACUCUUCAAGGGUGAUUGAAACUGUCACUUUUUCGACUAGUUACCAGGAUGAGGUGGGUGAGCAUACUUACGAGGAUGUUGAACCGUUCAUUCUAGAUGGUGAAAUCGAAAGAGGGGAGAGAUUUACCCUAGAAGCAAUGAAUGCAGCUCUGACUGUUGAUGAGCCUGUGGUUGUGGAAGAAGCUCUGGAGGCUGAGAUUGAACAUGAAGUUGAGACAGAACCUGAAACGAGUGAUGUCACUGCUGGAGUAGAAAAAGCAGCUGAAACCAAAUCACCAAGAGAAGACCAAACAGAAGAGAAAAUCAUGACCACAGAAUAUUCAUCAAGAAUAAUUGAAACGGUGACUUAUUCUCAGUCUUUCUUGGAGGAGGUAGGAGUUGACCAAUUUGAAGAUGGUGAUUUUGAAGCUUUUGUCUUUGAAGAAAAUGUUGAGAGGGGAGAGCAGUUUGCAACAAAGCCUCCAACAAGUCCUAAGGACAGGGAACCUCCUCUCCGUCCCAAAGAGCUGGAAAUUACCAACCUGACUAAGGAACGAAUAGACUCUGAAGCAGAUCUUGAGAUGGAUCCAAUCGCCUUUGACACGGUGAUAGUGUCGGAGAGGGACAGUCUAACCUCACCCAGUGACAAACCACAAAAGAUAACUUCCCCGAUUAGUAGCAAAAGUCUUUCACUUAUUGAGUCUCCAGUAUCUCCAGUUCAAAAUGGAGAUGUCUUUGAAGAUCUAUGUGAUGAACCAGAUAAGUCUUCCAUAUUUGCGGAUGAAGAAAUCUCUGUUGAGCGUACUGAAAUAAUAAUUCAGUUGCCAAAGAGAAUGCUGAUUGAGUCGCACCAAACUUUCGUGGAAUCUGAGGAAAAGACCGAAACUCGGGAGACAACGGUCUUAAUCACAGACACAUCUAAAAUUGUGGCUGAUGAUUCCUGUGAAGCAGCAGAACUAGUUUCACCUACUGAACAUGAGCAACUUGCAGCAGACACACCUGCUGAAUGUGAGGAGCCCUCCGAACAAUCAUCUGAUACCAAAGGGGAGACCAAUCUUCAGCCACUAACCACCAAAUUAAGCUCAGAAACAACAGAUGGACCCCAAGAUGACAGAAAUGAUUCCACGAAGUUUUACCAAAAUGACGCUCCCGAGUUGUACACCAUCCACGAAGAUUCUAUUGAUUCAGCAGGCGAGCCUGUUGUGUUCCGACCACAAGAGCAAGACGAAUAUGGACAGUCAGAUUUUGGUGCUAGCGAUUCAGAGUCAGAAUCAAGAAGAAGAACAGCUACCUCUCCAGAACCGAUGCGCUUAGACUUGUCGUCAAUGCAUCAGGUCCCAAUUGAUGUGACGUUCGAGUCUGGCCUAGAUGCAAUUGGAGAUGGAGACACAAUUCAACAUGACCGUUUGGAGAGAUCACAAUCUGUUGAAGUGGACCUACCAAUGCGAGAGGGUAGAACCCGGCACCACUCCUCGCCAGACUUUUCUAUACAGCAUGAAAAGCUAUUAGAUGAGCUACGGGCAGCACACUUAGACAAAGUUCCUAUCGACCAUGCUGUGAGUGAAUUGGAAUCAAAAACGGAAGAAAGAGACGCUGAGGAUCAAAUUUCCCCUAAGGCUAAGGGCUCUUUUGACCUAGAUCUUGAUGCUUCAUCUUACCCUAUCACUGAAACCCCUCCCGAUAAACCUUCCUCUCCUGUUUCUUCACCUGACAUUUCACCAGUUCAUGCUGAUAUUACUGAUAUUACUAAACUUAGAUUUGGUAUUGGGCAUUCGCCUACAGAAUGUAUCCCUGAGGAACCUGAAUAUCUUUCUUCUGACUUUUCUCAGCCUGAGCAGCUGGGAGCUUUUGAUUCUCCAACUGAAGAAAGAACCAUUGGUGUUCCUUCUUCUCACUCUCCCACUGAGCUGCAAACAUCUGUACCUCCUAAAGACAGUGCAGCAGAAGGCACCACUACUGCUGCUUCAAGCUCCGAUAUCAGUCGUGCUGAGCUCUUGGCAUUUGACAACAUUGGUUUUGAGGGCAAAGAAACCAUCGAUGAUAAGAAGCGUGCAGAGAUUGAGCGACAUGCAAAGACUGAGGAACAAUCACAUGAAGCCCCCUCUCCUGAAAAGAUGGCUAUUGCACCAGAAUCUGAGACGAAACCCCUCGCUGCCACACAUGAAGAGAAACACGAGACAGUACCCCAAUCAUUGCCAUCACCAGCUGCUCCUUCUUUUGAACCCCUUCCAUUGACUGGUAAACAAAUCAGACACGAUGUUGAGGCAAAACAGAAGGAACAGGAGGCUAUACAUCAUUCCCGCAUUAUACGGCAAGUGUCGGAACCUCAUGAAGACAUCAUGAAAUCUUAUGAAGCAACAGUUAUUGAGAGUAUCCUUGAAAGCAGAUCUCAUGAACCAGGACCGUCACCUACAGACCGCACUAUGCAUGCUAAUGCAUUCCGCAUUGGUACUACAGAAUAUGUUUCUUCUGAUACAGAGGAAGCCCGGGAUAAGUUAACCAAGGCAGUCAUUGGUGAACUUCCUGAUGAGGAAGAAGAAGAUGUUCCAGAGAAAACACUUGACCUUGAUCUUGACCUUACACCUACACGUGAUCAGCAUACUACUGUCAUUGUUCCAGUUACAACCGGGGAGAGCUCACCCGAGAAUUCACUUGACAAUUCUCCCGAAGCAGAUCUGUCUGAUGUUUCUGCAAACCCUGCUCUCAAAAUGAUACAGGAGUCUCACAUGGAACAGGAACGGCAGUCUAGGCCUCCAAUGUUGAAAGAGUAUUCUGAAGACGAUCAUACCAAGUCAGGAUCAUUUGAUUCAGAAGAAUUGGAAACCAGCUAUGACAACAUACGAGAGAUGCAAGAGGAAUUAAGGAAAGAUUUGUCAACUUCAGUGGAGCCAGAGGUUACUGUUUCUGAACCGACUGAGCCUGGUGAGAAGCCUGCAUCCCCUACUGCUGAGGAAGACAUUUCUGUAGAAAAGAAACAAGAAGUUCUCAUGGUGUCAAGAGACUUCCCAGAAGAGCAGGAUGUAGAGAUACAGAGGCGUAUUUCAGAUGAACAGAUCCGUGAUGAACAACUUGAGACAAUAUGUGAGGAAGGAGGCAGCACUGAUAGCAGUAAAGACAGACCACAAAGACCUGAAAUUCAGAGAGUGAAAUUUCAGGAUGAUUCCAAAGGCAAGGACAUGCCGCCAAGUUCUGUAUCAAGUGAAGAUAUGGCAACAUCUUCCUCUUCUGAAGAUAACCGUGAGCCAACAUUGUUAGCAGCUACAUACGAUCUAGACUUUGGUCACGUUUCUCAUGUUGUCAGUUCAUAUGAUGUUUCUCCAGAUAGUGUUGAUAAAACUGUUGCUAUCCCGUCACAAACAAAAGCCAUUCUCUCUAGCCCAGAGGAUGAAGUAUUUGAAGCUGAGUCACCACAGAAACACAAGGCUCCUCUCUUAUCCAAGGAAGUAAUCACAGAAAGCAUAGAAGAAGGUGAAACUGAUCAAUCAGACACAACUGAGUCAGUUCCAUCUACUCCUGCAACCGGAUCAAGCACUGGGAGUCAAUCGCCAAAGAGUCCUUUUAGCAGAUUUGAACGUCCGUUGGAGGAGAUCUCUGAGCAGGAGCAUGAGGUCAGAGCCAAAAAGGAAAUGGCUACUACUGCAGAUGAAUCAUUUGAGCUGGUUACUGAAGAGGACAUGGAAGGGUAUGAACAAUACGAGGAAGAGAUGCACAGAUUACAGACAGCUGCAGAGUCAACACCACAGUCUUCAAGUGUCGUCCCACCAAUAUUUACGCCAGGCACAGUUGAAGAAGCAGAAUCGCCAACAUUUGAAGUGUCCCCAGUAAGCAGCAGUGAACAAUCAGACAGGGGCCCAGUGUCUCCUUAUGAUUUCCCUUCAAGUGAACCAUUGCCUGAUGUAGCCCAAGCAUCAGCAGGUGUUCUACCUACACCACCCCCUGAAAUUGAAUCUGAAGCUGUUGAUGAAACACAACCCGAACCUUAUCUCCACACUAAUGGGCCGACAGAGAUUGACUAUUCACCUGAGUCUCCACUUCAAGCUACAUUCCCUGGUCCAUCAGAAACUCUUGCUACUGAUGACCAAGACAUUAGUGGAGUUGAAUCUGAAGCAGCUGUUCAAGAAGAACCCAUAUCAACAGAGGAGGAGCCAACAACUCAAGCAGCACCCAUUAUUAUCAGUGCACCUGCUGAUGAGCCUCAGGUUACAGCAGAAAGUGAAGAAGUAACACAACCGAGUGAACCAGCUGUGAUGAGUGGAAGUCUGGGUGAUGAUAUAUCAGUGCCAAGUGUAGAUAGGAUGGCUGCUUCAGACGCUACUCUAUAUGAUAUGGAAAUGCCAGUGGAAGAGGUCACAACACAAGCUGCUGCACAACCUGUUGCAGAGGAAGAAAGGGAUGAGACUCCACCAUUACCUAGUCCUGAUGAUGUAAAAAGAAUGCCCGUUCCAUCUGUACAAGAAUCUGUUUUACAAGAAGGGGCUCAGAGUACAGCUACGGUAAUACCAGAAAUUGACUAUGGCACACUGUUUGGUGAGGCCACUCUUGAUGAUUCAAAGUAUUCUGCUGUUCCCGAAUCACUCACUCCUGAUCUGUCGAAACGCAGAAAGAAAAUAAAGGAUCCUACAAUAGAUGACUCUUCCGAAAGUGAAACUGAAUUGCAAGAGGUUAUGGAUCGCCAAGGCAUACAGGAGUCCCAGGAAACUCAGGAGACUGCUGAGGCAGCUAAGACAAAAGAGGAAGAGCUCGGGGCAUAUGGAGGUACCCCAUCACAAGGGCCACAGAGCGCUCAACUAGCUGAGGAUGAGAAGGAUGAACUUGAGGACUUUGAGGACUCAGAAGACUCACCUGAACCAGAAAUAAUCCAGGUUAUGUUGGCAGAACCAGUUGAAUCACCAAUGGAAAGGCCAGAUGUCGAAUUCUCUCUUGUGGAAGAAGACAGGCCUGACUCAGAACUUCCAGAAUUCGAGGAGCAGCGGCCAACAUCAGAAUCUUCUGCAUUUUCCUCAAGACCUGAAUCUGACUUGAGGGGUUCAAGUGGAAGUAGAACAGAUUCGCAACUACGAGACCUGAGAAGUUCUGAUGAUGAUACCAAAUUUGAAAAGGACCAGCAGGAUAACACUGAGUAUGAGCGCCCACUUUCCCCCAUUCCUGAUGACAAGGCUUGCAUAAUCAAUGAUGACGAUGACGAAAGUGAACCAAGGGUACAUUUUCCAUUUGGUGCUCUUACACCUGAACCAGAGCCUGCAGAACCAAGGAAUGAGAAACUGGAGCAGACAGCUUCCGAAUUUGUGCAUACUGUGAUUCAACAAGCUCAAGACCAAAUGUUUCGGAAUAAUGAAAACAUCACAGAAGAUGCACCUGAUGCAGAGCAACCCACUGAAGAACCUGUGGAUUCUUUUUUAGACUAUGAGGUGCAUCGAGAUAAACCUCCGGGUCCGGAUGAAGAAGAAGAUGGGAUAUCUGAACCCACGACUGAGGUGCACAUAGAUGACACUGAUUAUUUUGCAAAGCAAGGCUCUGAGGAAAUUCCAGAUAUUACACUCACUCAACAUUACCAUGAAGAGGUAAAUGAGGAAGAUUAUCCCACAUCUUAUUACAAACCGGAGGAGGAGAAAGAAGAAGAGGAGUCUUUUUUAGUGGAUGAACCAGUUACGACUGAAGCCGAGGAUGGGAAGGCCCCACUGGCUCCAGUGGUAACUGGGGAUGACAAAAUACUACAGGUGAGGGAAGAAGCUGGAUCAGUUGGGAGUGAUGAGGUUAUUGCUAUUCACCGAGACAUCUCGCCACAUUUUGGAAAAGACGACUUGGGUAAAAUGUUUGAAGAUGCUUUUGGUGAGAAGGUAGAGGUUCAAAUGAAAGAUGAGCCAAUGGAAGAGGUCAUGGAUGAGCGCAGUCUAGAUGAGAUGGCAGAAACUCUUAAUCUCGAUCUUUCUUGGAGUACCAAAUCAAGUGAGACUGCUUCUUUAGUUGAUGAGGAAGAGCAGACAGAAGAAUUUGUUAAGCCAGAUGAGUCAGCUAUCUCUAUAGAUGACAUGAAUGCCAAACUCGAAGAGAUAGUUUCAGCUCCGGAGGAUGUCCAUGUAUCAAGUUCGGAACCUGACGUCAUUCUUAAACAGACUGAUGACUCAGACUUAAGCAAGAUGUAUCUAGAAGAAACCUCAAGAAUCACCCAGUUACACAGUAAUGAAUCUGAAGACACAAUCACCCAUGAGAAAGUGAAGGUUGAAAUGGUUGAAACCAGAAAGCAAGUCACGGUUGAUCUUACAGAAACAAAACUGUCAGAGGUGUUCGAAAGAGAAAUUGAGCGGUCUGCUGUUUCUCAAGCCCUUUCCGAGGUAAUGGAACAGGGGGCUAGUUUCUUUGAAGAAAGGUCAAUUCCAGAAAUGGAAUCUCAGUCAAGUGAGCUCACCGAAGAUGAGUUAAUUGAAAGUUUGAGGACAGAGAAGUCAGAAGAUGAACAAGAGGAGUCUGAACCAGUUGAAAGCCUUAUGCCACACCCAUCUGCUGACAGAAUCGAAGAUAUUACUUUACUGCCUGCAAGAGCAACAAUAGACUACACUCGAUUUGAUGAUGCACAGCAUGUUCAUGAGGCCGUUCAAGUCCCAACUACUGUAAGUCUGGUCCAUGGUGUCGAUCCAUUGUCUAUUCCUGGUGAGGACGAAGAAGAAAUUCAGCCAACUAAGGCUGAUGUAGUUAAAUCAGUAGAUCCACAGUCUAUUGGCCAAGAGGAAGAGGAAGAAGUAAUUGAACCAACCAGAGCUGAGGCAGUAAAGUCGACAGAGAAGUCAGAUGAUGAACCAGAGGAGUCAGAAUCAGUUGAAAGUCUUAUGCCACACCCAUCUGCUGACAGAAUUGAAGAUAUUACUAUAUUGCCUGCAAGAGCAACAAUAGAUUACACUCGAUUUGAUGAUGCACAGCAUGUUCAUGAGGCCGUUCAAGUCCCAACUACUGUCAGUCUGGUCCAUGGUGUCGAUCCAUUGUCUAUUCCUGGUGAGGACGAAGAAGAAAUUCAGCCAACUAAGGCUGAUGUAGUUAAAUCAGUAGAUCCACAGUCUAUUGGCCAAGAGGAGGAGGAAGAAGUAAUUGAACCAACCAGAGCUGAGGCAGUAAAGUCAGUAGAUCCAUCAUCUAUUUCCCAAGAGGAGGAAGAAGUAAUUGAGCCAACUAAGGCAGAGGCUGUCAAGUCAGUAGAUCCAUCCUCUAUUGGCCAAGAGGAGGAGGAAGAAAUAAUACAACCAACCAAAGCAGAGGCCGUCAAGUCAGUAGAUCCAUCCUCUAUUGGCCAAGAGGAGGCGGAAGAAGAAAUAAUACAGCCAACGAAGGCAGAGGUAGUGAAGUCUGUAGAUCCAUCAUCUAUUUGCCAAGAGGAGGAAGAAGAAUUAAUACAGCCAACUAAGGCAGAGGCUGUAAAGUCAGUAGAUCCAUCAUCUAUUGGCCAAGAGGAGGAGGAAGAAGAAAUAAUACAACCAACGAAGGCAGAGGCGGUGAAGUCUGUAGAUCCAUCAUCUAUUUGCCAAGAGGAGGAAGAAGAAUUAAUACAGCCAACUAAGGCAGAGUCUGUGAAGUCAAUAGACCCAUUAUCCAUUCCUGCGGAGAAAGAAGACAUUCCUACUGAGGCUGCCAUCGUUGAAGGUACGCUUGCUGUAGAAUCGGUCCAAUCAGAGCAACCCAUGACAGGUGAUGAAGUUGAGGUUGACCAAGGAUACUUUGUUGAGCUUGAGACUGUUGAUGCUAGCAUAUCGGGCUCUGAAGCAUCUGAAGAUGUUGAUUCCUUGAUCGAGGAUGUACCUUUAGGGGGAGCACCGGUUGAGGAGCACCAGGAAGAAGAAGAUCCUGAUAAAAUGCAUGAACAUGUCCACAGAACUCAUUCCUUUGAAGAAGUCCCUGAGGAAUCAUUCUGUGGUACAAAGACAGUGAAAAUUGAAUUCAGAAAACUGUCUGCUACCCAAGUUGAAAUUGUCCAGCACACAAAACUCCAAACAACACAUGAAGACAUUGAAGAGGCAACUGGUGCUGAAGGGCUAGAGGAGAUGAGAACUUCUACAACUACAACCACAACAACAACUGUGACCAAAGCUGAUAUUAAACGACCAACAGGUUUGCCUACUGAAAUGGCUGAUGAUGAUGAAUCUGACGAUGACACAGAUACCGAACAGGAGAAAGCUGAAAUCAGUGGUAUUGCAGCUGAUCUUAUUAGUCCAGAGGACAUUGAGGAGGACUCUUCCAGUGUUGACAGUUUCACUACCGUUGUUGCAGCUGAUUAUGAUGAAGAGGAAGAGGACCGUUUAGCCGAGGUCUCAUCCAUGAAUUCUUCAUUUCACUCUGAUGUCCAUGGUGCAGUCUGCACAGAAGAACUCCCACAAGCUGUCAUAUCGAUAGAUGUUAGAGACAAAGAGGAAGAGGAUCAGAGUGAGUCUUCAUCGAGUAGUGACAAGUUUGAAAUAAUUGAUAAAUCAGAGUUGUCAGAGAUUGAUGUCUCAACAACAAUUCUUGAUACGGAAGGCUCAGAAAAAGACAGGUUCGAAAUGGUCGAAAAGGAGGAUCUUCUCGACUCUCCAAGCUCAGAAAAGGCUCAAAGCAUUCCUAGUUUGCCAAAAAGCAUUCCAAGUUUACGAAGUAGCAUUCCUAGUUUACCAAGUAGUAUACCUAGCAUUUCUAGUUUACCAGAUCUACCAGGAUCGUCGCCAAGUUACACUGCCUCGCCAAGAGAUCGUUUCUUUGCUAAAUAUGGAGAAAGUGAUAAUGCAUCAGUGUCAUCGUCAGUGCCAUCAUCUUUGGCUGAGUUUGAACAAAUCGAGCAAGAGCUUCAUCAACAAGAAAUCUUUCAGAUUGAGUCGUCAGAAUUUGAUGACAUGGAACGCCUAACUCGACCAGAUAAAAACAAAGAACAAGAUAACAUAUCUGUCACAUCCUCUCUCAUUGAAUUUGAAAGUCUUGAGAGAGAAGUCAUGCAGUGUGAAUCCACAGAAAAAAUUACACCAGAAACGCAGAGUAGUGUCGGUGCAGGAUCAGUAUCCUCUCUGGCUGAGUUUGAGAGGCUAGAGCAGGAGUUAGAUACUCAUGGCGAGCGGAGAGAUUCAUAUGACUCAUAUGAACGUAAGAGCCUUCAGUCCUCAACUUCAUCCCUGUCUGAGUUCGAAAGGAUUGAACAGGGGUUGAUAUUAGGCGAAGUAAAAGCUGAGGCUCAAAGAAUCGUUGAUCUCUUAGAGAGUGGUGAACUGCCUGGACCCUCUGGUACAGACAGUGGUAGUGGUAAAGGCUCAUCGAGUGAUCUUGAUCAGAAACCUUCAUCUGACAAGUCGGACUCAAGCAAAGACUUGCCAGCGGUGGGGGAAGACUUCGUUGAGGGCGUUGAUCCCGCCAGUUGCAAAGGUGAGGUGGACGAGGAGGAUGAAAUGGACAAUAUUGUUCAACAAGCUGCAAUGAAUGUCGAAGGCUUUGAGAAGUUAGACUUGCCAGAUGGUACAGUUCGCCAUACUACUGUCAUGGAAUCAUCUUUCAUCUCGACGGAUUCCUGUACCUGGAGUGCUGCCAGUGGCUUCAGUAUGGUCUCACAGGAGACAGUCAGGUCUGCUGGUGGCAGUGCAGAGCUCAUCCAGAUGCCCAUCAAAGAAUCCCCAGAAAGAGAAAAGGACGCUGACGCCGACUCACUUGAUGGAGAUUAUGCUAGCGUCGUGGCAGUUCAGCCGAAAGAGAUAGACAUGGACCAAGAUUCACUUCAAGGGCAAGACGAGAUUGCAAGUGAUCGCAGUUUCUCACAAGAAAUAGACACGGAUUCUCUUCAUGGCCAGGACUCAAUCAUGCAAGCUUCAAUUGAUUCAAUAGAGUUUGAUCAGAAGGUCCCUAGCCUGCCAAGCGAUCAUAUUGACACUGAUUCUUUGCUCGGUGAUGUUGCAAUGAUCAAGUCUAUAGAUUCUUUGGAAAUGGCAAAAUCGGCUGAUGCUGAUUCUUUGCAACAGGACCUAAUGCAGCAGUCCGUUGAUUCUCUUACGGCAGAUGACAAGAAGGACGCGUUUGUCAUGAUUAAAUCUGCUGAUUCUUUAGAAAUGGAAGACCCUGCUACUCACAAGAUUGAGGAAGGAAUGGUCUCAUCGGUUGACUCCCUAACUGAGCAGAGAGUGCCAGAUGUCAUGACUGAUUCAUUAGAGUUAGGAAGCAAAGCCAAGGAUCCUGAGGAGCGGUUUGAGACGGAUUCACUUGGAGGACAAGAGGAUCCCAUGCUGACAUUUGGAGAACAUUUUGAGUUGCCUCCACCUCAACGACAAGAAAGUGUCAUGGAAAUGUCGACUGAAUCGGGUGCUUGGAGUCACAGUAGUGGUCUUUCUCAUGAAAAUAUUAAAUCAUUAGAUAGUAGUCAAGACAUUAUGACGAUGUCAUUUAUGUCAAUGGGUGAAAUAACUGAAGAAGUUGAAUCUUCAGCCACAUGUAAGGUAGAAACAACUCGCACCGACACAAAAGUUUCGAAAUCUGUUGUAUCACGCCACACAGAAGCCGAGAUAAGGCAUGUACAGGUUCAACAAACAGAAAAUAUAUUUCAAAGUUCUUUUGUUGACCGUGAAGGCAAUAUACGAACAGAAUCUAGCACAGAAGAAACACAGUAUGAUCGGGAGGGUAAUUUUCGAAUAGAUUUCGCUCAAACGCGACAGAGGAAGGUUUUUAAUGUAACUGAACUUGAGCAUCAUGAACAUAAGUCUGCAAAACGUGAACUUUCUGAAAGUAGUAGUGAUGCAUCAAUGCGAGAGGUUCGGCCUUUACUUGACCCUCAGUCUCCUGAUUCUGCCUCUUCACCCACUUCCGACUCCUCUCACUCUGACAACUGCUACUGCGGGCCAGAAUUAUCAGCAGCCGCGUCCAGCAAGGUGGAUGAACCCACAAAACCAGGAGAUGAGGGUGACCAAGAGGGUGCCGCUGGAGGGGAAGUUCACACUACCAGAGUUACAAUGAAGAAACAAGUCCAUAAGAAAACCGUCAUUAAUGACGAUGGCUGUGAAGAAACCGUCAUCACUGAAGAUUCGCAUAUUAAAAGUGACGGUGAAAGUCCAGAGGAACUUCAUGUGCCAGUGAAAGAAAUCAUGGAUGAAUUCCUUGAGAAUAAGGGACAGUUUAUAGCACAAAGACCGUCAUAACAUCAUGUCGUUUAGGAGUUUCCUAAAGGUGUCCCGCCCAUUUUAAAGAACUGAUGAGGACUUUAAGAUAAGAAUUUCGAAGCGACCAUGACAAACUGGUGAAAUUAGAUUCAAAUUAUGAAAUCACUGAAGGUAGCCCCUAGAAUGCUGAUAAGAUGAAGUUUAAGAGCUUUGAAGGAAGUCGGAAUUCUUUAAAGUCCUCAUCGGUACUUUUUCAACUGAUGCAAAUGUCUGGACUAUCACGUUUAUUUAAAGAACAUGCUGUAAUGGACUUUUUAGAUCAAGAUAGUUUUCAACUCUAACUUCUCUCUCAGUCAAACUUUGUUCACGACUUAGAAAUGUUAAUAGAUAUUUUUAAUCGAACCAUUGUACUCUCUUGGGAACAUUCGACGGUAAUGUUUAGUGUGUCGCCGUGAAUUAAUUGCAAUGUGUAUUCGGCCUCAAUCCUAAGACUUCUUGUGGAACGCCCUGGAACAAAUAAUCAAAUGUUCGUUUCAGUUUUCAUAUGACAUUCGUAAACUUUCGUUCGGGUAGUUUUAUGCAAAACAGCCCGUUGUCUCCCAUCACGGGGUUCUUCGAAGUCUUAGGAGAGAUUCCGAGGCUUUCUAUUAAAUCUGAUGUUUCUGUAUAGUUGCCCCAAAACAUCACGUUUCAAUAGCUCUGUGGCGCCAGAAUUUAAAUUGGUAGGCACACGUUUACCACAAUGGAUGCCAUGAUUUUUGUAUGUAGUUUUAGUGGCUGUAGUUGUGAGAUGUAACAUAUUUUAUCAUGUCGAUGUCAUAAGAAAGCAUAUUUGGUGUAGUCGCGAACCCUAGCCUAUCACACAAGAGGACAUAUAAAUGCACUGUUGAACUACAGUCGUUCGUUCGCCGUUCUCUUAUUAUUUUCAAAUGUUAAUUGAUAGUUCAUGUCAACGUCAUUAUAUUGAACCAAUCAUGUGAUACUAACUUUUAUUAGUCAUCAUGGCGGUUGGCGUCUGAAGUAAUGAGCAAUUUUAUAAACCCCCUCUAUAAAAAUUUAUAGUGUCUGCUGAAGGUUUUAUCAUGCAGUUUAUUUUGCUUUUAGGACUUGUAACUUUUGGUUAGGGAGAAUUGAACUAUCGAAACAUUAGUAUUUUAUCCAUGUAAACCGCUUUCAUCAAGGCAUAAAUGUAUUUAUAUACCCGACUUAUAACAUAAUCGGCUACUGCACCCUACUGCAUUUGCCAUGUCAGAAGGGGUCGCUUAAUGGCAUGACUUACCAGAUUUAUCGUGUACCAUAGCAGCGUUUUAAGUUUACUGAAAUUUGUACUUCAGUGUCAUUAUCAUGUCCAAAAAGUACAUGCUUUGCUAGCAUAUUCAAAGUGAACUGACGCAAUCCUUAGCUUAGGCACCCCAGAUACUCAUCAUUGUGCAUGAUUAGUCUUUGCUUGUGAUAAUAGAGGUCGUACCCUGCUUAAGUGACCAGUUUACACCAGACCUGUUUCCAUUUCAAACAGAUUGUGUUAUCAUGUGAUGCAGCAAGUUAUAAUGUAAUUUGUAGGAAUAUUUAAAUUCCAGUUCAUUCAUCACCAAUGUUGAUUUUGGCCGAUCAAAAUUAUUUUUAUUUUUCCUGAAUAUUUCCACGAGUGUUAUUAAUGAAAACCAAUAUUGAAAUAAGGAAAAGCUCCCCUGUUUGAGGAUUUCUUACCAAAGUGACCGAAUUUCUGUAAUCGUUCUUUGAACUUUCAAAAAUUGGUGCUUUCUGGGAUACCCUGUAUAAGUGUCGUCUGCCACAACUUGGUGAUGGAUGAAAAGAGAGUCCCAAGCACAACUUGAAUACGCAGCACCUUGUUUGCCUCUACGUCACAUUCUUACUCACUUGGCACUUAAUAUUUGAAUAGAAAUAUUGCUGUGUGUUAAUCGUUGAAUAUUCCAGAUACUCUUACAAGUUCAGACUGUAAAAAUUAAAAAAUUCUUAAUUUGGUGGAUGGGUAAAAUGGACGAUUUUACAAUUUUGGCCAUGUAGGUUGUGCCUUCAUGGCAAUGCCCUGUAAUAGGCAAGCUCACUCAAAUUUCAAUAUCUUUUGUAACAAAGUCCUUGAUUAUGAUUGAACUUAUAAGGCGUGUCUGGAGUUUGAAUUAUUUUGCAUAAAAAUGGUUGCAUGCAUUAUUUCGUUUAUCUCAAACUGUGUUUCUAAACAUGGCAGUCCCCAGCAGGCGUACUGUUGUAUGUACAUAUGAAUCGCAGAAUGAGCAGCUUGGUGUGAGUAGAGAGAGCCGUUGCUUCACCCAAAGUAUUGACAUGAAAUGCAAAAAGGCAUUGUUGUAUACAGGUCCUUGGGACAAAUAUUGUUGUCUAGCUCAUAUUAUCUGUGUGUGAACCGCUAUCAAAUUAUCAUAUCAGUGAUAAACAAAUUUCACAUUCUCCCAAAAAUCUUCUGAUUGAAACUUCAUAAAUCAUUGUACAUGUAAUUAGUUUUCCCUAUGUCCCUGAUUUAGCAAUUUUUUAGCUAUUCAAAGAUAAUUUUUACCAAGUUGGCUAAAUGUCUUUUUGCGGCAAUUAGAUAUUUAAGCAAUGUCAAAGAUGGUAUGUGGGUUCAGUAUGCCGACAUCAAUGAUUCACUCCCAAAAGUAUGGUUGUCCAAUUGAUGUUGCAAUAAAGCUUCGUUAAAAACUAUAAA
Messenger RNA from Lineus longissimus, 29154 nucleotides. Its product is annotated as titin-like. The transcript is spliced from 54 exons. Gene Ontology annotation, molecular function: protein binding. NCBI's taxonomy places the organism in Eukaryota, Metazoa, Nemertea, Pilidiophora, Heteronemertea, Lineidae. The coding region runs from base 39 to 26513 and encodes 8824 amino acids. Gene Ontology annotation, biological process: signal transduction. Gene Ontology annotation, cellular component: cytoplasm. The record is from RefSeq and is a predicted model, not a curated record.